Heteronotia binoei (common prickly gecko) is the source of this 3312-nucleotide messenger RNA. RefSeq lists its product as uncharacterized. The record is from RefSeq and is a predicted model, not a curated record. The transcript has 3 exons. Gene Ontology annotation, molecular function: nucleic acid binding. The annotation marks the transcript as partial. Gene Ontology annotation, biological process: DNA integration. NCBI's taxonomy places the organism in Eukaryota, Metazoa, Chordata, Lepidosauria, Squamata, Gekkonidae.
AUGGCAGCUGCAAAGGGAGGCGGGCGGGCUGCUCGCUGGCCUGGAGACGCCGCUUCUCCUCGGCUGCUCCCCUCGAGGGCCCGCCGCUGCUCUCACUUCCGCAGCCUGCAAAGGGACCGGGCAGGGGCGGAGGGAGGUGGUGCUGCUGAGCCCAGCCGGGCCCUUGGGAGGGUGGCCACUUGCUGCCGGCCUUCGUGGACGCUCCCCGUGGAAACCGGAGCAGAGCGUGUCAGUGUGCGGGUGUGCGCAUAUUGCGCCGCUGCAGCCCCGAGGGAAAGGGAGGGGAGAGGAGGCGUUGCGCAGGGCAGGGGGCAGCAGGGCCGGGUCGGGGCGGCAGCGGUGGGGCGGCGUGGUGGAAAGCAGGGCCCCGCAGCCAGGCCCAGUGCCAGCAGCACCGCCGGCAGUCCCGAGGCCGCGGCCAGCAGCUGCCCGCGCCGUCCGAAGCCCCUCGCCGGCGGCCGGCCCCAGCAGCCGCUGGUCGAAGGCCAGCAGCCCCGAGAAAAAGGGAGGGGAGGGAAGGCUGCCCGGGACCGCCGGCGAGGGCCGAUCGAGACAUUCGACCCCGCCAACCCCGAGGCCUGGGAGUCCUACGCGGAGCGGGUCGAGUUCUACCUAAGGGCCAACAAGGUCACCGACGCAGGCUCAAAGAGGGACGUUCUCCUGAGCAUCUGCGGGCCAGCCACGUUCGAGAUCGCCAAGGGUCUCUCGGCUCCCGCCCGCCUCACGGAGAAGUCCUACGAGGAGAUCAUCAGGCUCCUCACCGGCCAUUUCUCGCCACAGCCUUCGCAGGUGGCCCGUCGGUUCCUGUUCCACAGAAGAGACCAGGCCGUGGGGGAAUCGGCCGCCGAUUACCUGGCGGCUCUCCGCAAGAUCUCGGCGGAGUUCCAUUCCACGGACUCCACGUCCCUUCAGGUACUGAACUUGCCCCUCGCCACCCCCGAUAAAAUUAAAGUGGCAGUCCUCAUCGAAGGGAACCCCUGCCAAAUGGAGGUGGACUCAGGUUCCUCCAUUUCCCACAUAGCGGAGGAGACCCUGAGGGAACUGUGCCCCCGGCAGCGGCUGCAACUACGGCCGGCGAACUUCAUACUCCGGGACUUUCAGAAGAAUCCGGUGCAAAUCGCGGGGUGGGCGCGGGUGCAAGUCGAGCGGGGGUCCUUCUACGGCCCGCUGGACAUCCUGGUGGUAAAGCGCCAGCUCGCCACCCUGCUGGGACUGGCGUGGUUCAAACCCUUGGGAAUCCGGGUGGAAGGGGUGGGGCAAACCCUAACACCCAGGGGGUUCGGGGAGAUAUGCCAAGAGUUCCCUGACGUGUUCGAUGGGUCUCUAGGGAGCUACAAAGGGCCGGCCAUCUCCCUACCGCUAGACCCCACGGUCCGGCCGAUUCGGCUCAAGGCGAGGAGGGUCCCGUUCGCUUUAAAGCCAAAAAUAGAGGCCGAACUAGACCGCCUCACAGCCCAGGGAGUCCUGGAGCCUGUGGACUAUGCCACCUGGGAGACCCCCAUCGUAACCCCCAUCAAGCCAAACGGGGAGGUGCGGAUCUGUGCAGACUAUAAAUGCACGAUAAACAAGGCACUGCAGGAUAACCCCUACCCAGUGCCGGUGGUAAGCCACGUUCUGGCUGCCCUAGCGGGGUCCAAGAUCUUCGGGAAGCUGGACCUGGCACAGGCCUACCAACAGCUCCCGGUAGAUGCUAAGACGGCGGAAGCCCAAACGAUAGUGACACACAGGGGGGCCUUCAGGGUGAGGAGGCUCCAAUUCGGGGUUAGCGUCGCUCCCGGGAUCUUCCAGAGUAUAAUGGACGCUCUCCUGAAAGGGAUCCCGGGAGUCCAGCCAUUUUUUGAUGACGUGCUAGUCGCCGCCCCGGACCCCGAAGAAUUCGGCAACCGCCUAAGAGAGGUGCUCCGCCGGUUCCAGGCUGCGGGGCUCAAGGUCAAGAGGGAGAAGUGCCUGCUGGGGGUUCCGCGGGUGGAGUUCCUGGGGUUCGCCGUGGACGCAGCGGGAAUCCACCCCACGGAAGAAAAGACACGGGCCAUCGUGCAAGCUCCGGCCCCCACCUGCAAAGCGGAGCUACAAAGCUUCUUGGGGGUCCUUAACUUUUAUCACUCAUUUCUCCCCCACAAGGCAGCCCUAGCAGAGCCCCUUCACCGCCUACUGGAUAAAAAAGCCCCUUGGGUUUGGGGCAAACGACAAGCCGCCGCGUUUCAGGCGGUCAAGGACGUUCUGGUGUCCAACGCGGUGCUCCACCAUUUUGACGAGGGCCUCCCCGUCAUCUUGGCUUGCGAUGCGUCGCCGUAUGGGGUGGGAGCAGUCCUGGGGCACCAACUCCCGGACGGGAGGGAGGUGCCGGUAGCGUACUACUCCCGCACACUGACACUGGCAGAGCGCAAUUACGCGCAAAUAGACAAGGAGGCUCUGGCGAUCGUGGCGGGGGUCCGCAAGUUCCAUGAGUAUCUGUACGGGCGGAGGUUCACCAUAGCCACGGACCACAAGCCCCUCUUAGGCCUGCUGGCCCCAGAUCGACAAACCUCCCAAAUCCUGUCACAGCGCGUGUUGAGGUGGAAUCAAUUCCUCAACUCCUACACUUACACACUGGUACACCGGGCCGGCAAGGCUAUGGGUCACGCUGACGCGCUCAGCCGCUUGCCGCUUCCGGAAAUGGGUCCAGACCCCGCCCCCGCACACCAGGUCAUGCUGAUGGAAAGCCUCCCAGAGCCGCCCCUUCACGCAGCGGAGGUCGCCAAGGCCACCCAGAAACAUAAGACACUUGCACGGGUGCUCGACUGGGUGGUGAGGGGGUGGCCAGAGGGGAACAUGGGGGAAGAUUUCAAACCCUAUAAGGUCAGGAGGGAGGAACUAGCGGCACACAAGGGGUGCCUACUAUGGGGGAGUAGGGUGGUGAUUCCGCCCCCGCUGCAAAGGCGGGUUCUAGAAUCCCUCCAUGAGACCCACCCCGGCAUAGUUCGCAUGAAGGCCCUGGCCAGAAGCUACGUCUGGUGGCCGGGAAUGGACGGGGAAAUAGAGAGUUGGGUCCGCAGGUGCCAGACGUGCCAGGAGUCGCGGCCCGAGCCUCCCAGCGCCCCCGCCACUAGGUGGGAGUCCACCAGGAAACCAUGGUCGAGACUCCACCUCGACUUCGCGGGGCCAUUCCAGGGGCAGAUCUUCAUGAUAAUUGUGGACGCCUACACCAAAUGGCUUGAGGUCAUCCCCGUAGGGUCCACCACGUCCGCAGCCGCAAUCCGAGCAUUACGCAGGGUCUUAAGCACACAUGGUAUCCCGGACACCAUAGUCUCGGACAAUGGGACCGCUUUCACA